Molecule: messenger RNA, 3248 nt
Organism: Protopterus annectens (West African lungfish)
Lineage: Eukaryota; Metazoa; Chordata; Ceratodontiformes; Protopteridae
Gene: ZNF438
Product: zinc finger protein 438
Exons: 6
Coding region: 284-2824 (846 amino acids)
Cellular component (GO): nucleus
Source: RefSeq, a predicted model, not a curated record
CCGGUGUAACGAAGGGAAUGAUGUAUAUAGCUAACGCUAAGCUAUUCCAGGGGUGCUUCAAGAUAUUUUAUGAAAAUAUUGAAGAAGAAAGCUUUCACAGUGGAUAAUUGGAUGAUGAGAGAUGAGCAACAAUAUGUUUGGUUUCAGAAGUGUGUCCCAAGUAAUUAUAGAUCAGCAAACAGCCUAGAAUCUAACUACUUCAUCAUGCAGACUUGCUUGGUACCUUUGUAAACAAGCUUCCAAACUUUAAGGAAAUAUGCUGUAACUGCUAAAAGAAAAAAGUAUGCAGAAACAUGCAACUGCUUCAUCUGACACUCACGAUGGCAGUAAACCUGCUUCUAGAACAAUAUAUCAGAAAAAAGGUAUGCAAGCUAAAAGUUAUUUUCGGAACAUUGCUCCAAAAAUUGGUGCAGAAUUUCAGCCAUCACCAGGAUUCCCUUAUACUUCUUCAUUGCCUGAUAUUCAGACUAGCCACCUUUUAAUAAACGGUCCUAAAUCAGUUGUAAUGCCUGCACAUAACUAUGCUUUAAUGCAAGUGCCUGGGCAGGAGACAACAUACUCACUUGUAGCUGUGCCACAAGCUUCAACCUCAUCACCAGGUCACUCUACUCAGUCAGUACAGAUGUCAAGUAUUUCUGUUCCAGAAAAUUAUAAAUUACCAAUUCCGAGGUAUCAAUCAGUAAGGAGCAAAACAAAUGCUGAUAAAAGACUUGUACAGACUGCUAUUUCAGCUAUGCCUUUGAAAGCUGUUGAACAAAUGCAAACUAAGGCAUCAGUACAGAAUGAGUGCUUACCGCCCCCUGCUGUUCAUCCAAGGGCUUCUUCUGCUGUAGAUUCAUCUGAGCAAGUAUUAUUAAUAGAUUCAAGUGCUGAAGAAUUCACAGUUGCAACACUUGUUACUGAUAGCACCUCAGUUGAAUCAGAACCUUUGUUAGCAAACAAAUGUGAAAAUGAUAAACAGGUUACUUCCACCUGUCUAUUGGGUUCAUCAAAAAAGGACAAAUUGCCUUCUCUGGUUAGACAAGAUGUUUCAGUGAAACAAAGUGCAGAUACAUUAGUAAGCAGUAAUGAGUCUGCAAUGUGCCCUGCUGUGAAAAUUAAGAAACCAGAAGAAGCAUCUGUUGUACCUGCAAAUCCUAUUACAGUGCUGUCACCAGCAAUAUUUGGAAAUACUGCUCAGCUGUUUCCAAGUGUACCUAAAGGAAAGAUACCUAUAUUACCGUAUUCAAGGGUGAAAAAGAGCAGUAAUUUAAAACCUAAACAAAAAGCUAGUGUGACUAAUAAAUCUUCUAAAUCAGGAAAAGUGGUUGGCAAAAUAACAUCUGCCUGUACUACAUUAACUUCUAUUUUAGGCACAGUUGUUGACAUGUCUUCCACUCUGGCCUUACAGCAUACUUCCAAACAGGCAACUUGCAGAUCUUUAGUAGCUUCAUCAGAAAAGUUUGCUACAGGAGUUUUAAAGAGGCAACAUUCUGCCACAAGCAAGAGGAGGGGUAGAAAAAGAAGUGGUGCAGAUCAGAUUAAGUCAUCUCAGGUCAAGAAAAUGAAAUACGGUAACAACGUGAUGAGGAAGUGUAAAGAAAAGACUCAGCUGGAAUCAAAGGAAGCCAAGGCUAAAAAUACUGAUGUUUUUAAAAAGUAUCGCAGUAUUAGACCUAAACCCCUAGUGGUUAUGCAGACUCCCCUGGCAUCUUUUACAAACCUGAUACCCUCUGACACUGGUGAAUGUAUGGAUCAGGAAUAUACCCUUAAUGCUAAAACCCUCACUUGUCAACAGUGCGGCAGCACUUCCCUGAAGCACCCUAGUCCCUACAGAAUUAUAUCCAGACAGUGGUUUAAAUGCCACAUUUGUAAUCGUGGAUUUCAGCUUAAGCAUCAUCUUAGGGACCAUAUGAAUACGCACACAAACAGCAGGCCUUACACUUGUCGAAUCUGUCGCAAGACGUAUGUUCAUUCUGGUAGCCUUAGCACUCACAUGAAGCUCCAUCAUGGUGAAAAUCACCUUAAAAAGAAAAUACACUGUGGAUUUUGCUCUAAAUGUUUUGGCCAUGUGGGAGUAUAUUUUGGUCAUCUGAAAGAAGUGCACAAAGUCAUCAUUAAUGUUGUGCCUUGUCCAACACAACAAAAGCAAGACAGUGCAUUGAAGGAAAAUGAAUAUUGCUGUUCAACAACAGAUAGUGAAGUGGGAUGCAUGGAAAAGGACAACAGUUCAGCUGUAGAACUGCCACCUCAGGAUUCACUGCAACAUGUCAGAUUACAGAUAAGAUGCUACCGCUGUAAUCUUAUCACUCCAACCAUUGCUGAUAUGAAGCUUCAUCUGCUCCAAGUUCACAAAGAUAAGGUGAAGCUGAGGCUGAAGGAGGGGGUUCUGCAUGGUAACACUGAAGCUGAGGAAGAACUAAUCAAGCAUGCAGCACACCACUGGAUGCAACUAAAUGAGACAAUAAAUCAGGCCCGAUGUAGAAGCGGCAAGGACAAAGAUAAUGCAUUCUCAAAACAGAAGCCACAUUGCUGUUUUUACCAGGACACUCUAAGUGAUAGUGUGGGAGUUAAAUUAUUUUGUCUAAACACAAGAACAGUAUCCCAGAAAAUAAUUUCUGACGGAGAAAGAAAAGAAAUAAAUUUAUGGACUACAGCUGGCAUUAACUGUAUUUUGUGUAAACAGAUUUUUGAACGAAAAGAAGAAGUAAUGCUCCAUUGGCAGAAUUACCACAGUUGUGAAAAUCCUGCUGUACUGUGGCAUAUUUUUAAUUCAUUUUCUGAACAUGAAGUGAUAGAAGAGUCUGUGAGAAGUACAGAAAAUGAAACAACUUCUGAAAACUGACUUUUCUGAGGUUAAUAUAUUUGUACAGUACUGUAAAGCUGCUAUAAAUGCAGAUGAUCCUGACAAGAACAAUGCAGCCCGAUGCACUUUGGUUUAGAGCUCAAUUAAAAGAAAAACGCACCUAUGUUUUUUCAUCAUGUCUUGACGUUUCCUAAUUUUAAUACCACUUUUGGACUCUAUAUAAUUUUUUUUUAUAUUUUUAAAUAUAAUUCCAAAAUCUCCCCACAUAUGGGGUACAGCAUCAUAAUUUUUUAGUUUACUUCUUGGUAGCCCAGAGUGCUAUGUUUGGCUUUAAAAUAUUACAUCAUAGCCCUAAGCUGCUGUCAGUGCAUUGACUUUACAUGAUUUUUCACAUAUACCCUGCUUUCUUUUAGGUUCAUAGGUAGGUACUAAGCUAUCUGACCGAAGGCAUUUAUAAGCCUAG